AUAAUAAUAAUAAUAACAAUAAUAUAACAGGGUUGGUUUCACAUGCUGUAUAUAUAUAUUCUCUAUUCAACGACGCAUAUACACAUAGAUUUAAUACAAGAUAUCCACACACUAAAGAGAUACAGAGUGUGUGUUUGUAUGCGUGCGUGCAGUGAAGUCAGUAAAGUCCAGUGUGUGAGUGAUUGAGUGAGUGAAGCAUCAACUACCGGAACUACUAAAACUACGUUGAUUCGUGUUCGUGUCUGUGUGUCCGUGUGUGCUCCUGUGCGUUUAUGUGAGUGUGCGUAAGUGAGCGCACGCAUCAUUUCUUUACUACGGUUAUCACGAAAAACACAACUGCGACAACAACGACGAGGCUUUCAAAUCCCUACUCCAAGUACAUUUCAACGGACAAUUAUAAUACCUACCUAAAAUAAACUCUUUUAUUAUUAUUAUUAUUUAUUGUCUAUCUAUUUUGAUGUAAUGUUGGUCUACUUCAAGGAAAGGUGAUCCGUUGAACCCUAUUUCACAUGUCAAUACAACAGUUCUCUUCUUGAUAUAUCAUCUGUGGAAUAUAUACGUGUACAUUUCAUUGUGACUGCAAUCCAACUAACUGACUCAAUUGACUAACCUAACUUAUUAAUUAACCUGAAAGCUAACUGACUCAUUCAUCAUUAUCAAGUUUUCAUCAAAAAUUAAUCAAUAAUUGUGUAAUCCCUUGCCCUUAGUGUUAUUUAAUUGUGGAUAUCAUUUAUCGUCCAAUUGUUUUACUCAUUGGCAAGCAAUAGAGAGCUGUGUGGGUGUGCAGUGAUCCAGUUCUCAUAUUCAGAUCAUUGUGAAUUAUUUGAGAAUAAACCCGGUGUGGAGAGUUUUUAUUUCAUUUGAUUGUUUAAAAAUCGAUUGAUUUAUUUACAUAUACAUAUAUAUAUUAAACACACAUGAUGGAUGUAAGCGGUACUGAUCCCCGAACACGAACAGGAUUAUUUCUCUGGCCAUGGGCAAGUUAUCCAGCUGUUGCAGCGAAUGCAGCAGUUGGUGCAGCCCACGCACAACCAAUUAUGAUGGGUGCAAGUGCUGCAACGAAUGCAACAGCAAUGAAUGCCACUGUUCCCGGUUCAAAUAUGUUAGGUGUAUCACAUCCAGCGGCAGCAGCAGCCGCCGCUGCAGCCACAGCAGGUAAUCCUGGAUCAACAACACUACCUGGUAUGAUUGAAGAUCCAUUUGAAAGUUUUUGUCAACGAUUCUCGUAUUCUGGUGCAGCACAUGCAGCGCAUAUGUCUCACAUAUUACCACAUCAACAUGUUGGCUUGAAUGAUACUACACGUCAUCUAGCGCAACAAGAUCAUGAAGCGGGUGAAAGUGAGACCAGUCGUCAUUUAAAUCAUUCCCCAUCGAUGAUUAAUCAUGCUCGUGCACAUAUUACAUCAUCACAACGUUUAUUAGCUGGUCAACCUCGUGGAGGUGGUGGUGUUACUGGCAACAACAACAACGGCGCUAACCAUAUCCACUCACAUACGACUAAUAAUACAAAUGGGCACAACGAUCAGUUAAGUGAUACCUGUAAUACUACUAAUAAUCAUAAUAAUAAUUCUACGCAUGCUGCAGCGAUUGCUGCUUUCGCCUCUGCUGCAGCAAGUUCUGCUAUCAUGGGAGCUAAUGAAAGCAAUAUAGGCCAUUCAAAUGGUCUAGCCUUACCACACGGGAUACAAGUACCACGUCACGUUCAACAAGGUCUACGUAAUCCUGGAGCCAAUGAUAUGGUCCUUGAUGGUCUGUGUAAUGGUUUUGCAAAGCCUAGUCAAUUUUCUAGUGUUACAAAUGCAUUGAAUAGGCAGCAGUCGGCAGCGGCAGCCGCGGCGUUAUCCCCAAGACAGAUUACUUCAAUGAAUUGUGGCAAACUUCAGGCGGAUUCCAUCACUUCGUAUAAUUUACACUGUCAUCAUUUCAAGAGUUUAGGGAAUCCAGCAGCAGUAGCAUUGGCAGCCGCCGCGGUAGUUGGCGGUGGAGGUGGAGGUGCUUGUGGCGGUGGAGGAGUUCCAAAUGCUGGAGAUCAUUUACACUUUCCGUCAGCGUUGAACAAUGAACUACGGGAGAAUAUGACACCGACAAAUAAUAAUAAUAAACAGCAUGUUGAUGAAACGAACUCAUCUGGGAAUACUAAUAAUAACGGGAACUCUGGCGGUACAAGAGGAUCACAUUCAUCAAAUAAUAAUGACAAUUACUCCCUGGCUCAUGGGCAGCAAACACAACAGCAACAGUAUAUCUUUUCACCAAAAAGUCCCCUAUCAGAUUCUCUUGAAAAUACAGUGGAAACAGAUCGUCUAACAGGGAAAUCUUCGACAAGAUCACGUGGUGACAACAAUAUUGAAAAUAAAACAAUGGUCAACCGAUUACUUUCAUCAAUGCCACAACAAGCUGAUCGAUUAAAUAAUUUAAUUUUUAGAAAUACUAAUUUAAGAGGUGUUGAAUGUUCACCAGAUUCAUCAGUCAAUGGAACAGGUCGACGAUCAACAGAUCUACUUAUGGAAGAUCCAUUGACAACUCCAAGAGAAGAUAAUAAUGGAAAUAAUAAUAAUACCACAAAUAACAAUAGUAAUAAUAAUGGUAAUAAUAGUGGUAGCAGUAAUAACAGUCGUGUAGAAUCACGAUUCCUUGGAAUUAAUCAAGAUGAUGGUAUAUCAAUUAAUGGUCUGUGUAAUGGUGAAAAUGGUCUCUCGUCUAUCCUCGGCUCAACUCUUCCAAGUACUGGGCACAACACAACAACCUCAUAUCAUCAUCCACCGGCGAAAGGAUACAAGUGUAAAAUUUGUCAACAUGUAUGUUUUUCACGUCAUGAUUUGUCAGCGCACAAUGCUGCAACGCAUAAGCAAGAUCCACGACCAUAUCGAUGUGAACAGUGUGGACGACAAUUUUCAACUUGUGCCUAUCUCUCCCAGCAUAGACGUAUACACACCGGUGUUAAACCUUAUGCAUGUCGGUAUUGUGAUCGUCGAUUCACCCAACUCAGUCAUGUACAACAACAUGAAAGGAUACAUACAGGAGAAAAGCCUUAUCGGUGUACAACAUGUAUGAAAAGUUUUACACAAAUGUCUAAUUUACAAUCCCAUCAACGUCAACAUAUGAAAGGCAAACCAUUUCGUUGUGAGCAAUGCUUUAUGUCAUUUGAUACAAAAGAAGAAUUGGAUGUUCAUGUACAAGCAAAGCAUUCGGGUAACCGAUAUGCUAAGGUGAGUAAAAAAGUCCUAGUAUGUCCUAUCUGCACAAAAUCUUAUAAUUCAGAAACCUAUCUAGCUAAACAUGUUGAUCGGCAUAAAGAGGCGGCGGCUACAGCUGGUGCUGAUGGCAAUGGCUCCAAUACGCGGGGCAAUAACAGUCACAAUAGUAAUAACAACAGCAACAACAACAACAAUAACAAUAAUACUACUAAUAACACUAACAGUAGUAGUAAUAAUAAUAAUACUAGUGUGAUAAAUCUGAGAAAUCAAACCUGUAUGGAUAAUAUAUUCGCUGCUGGAUUUCAUAAUCAUUCAGUUGCUAUGGCUGCUGCAGCCGCCUCAGCACUUACUCGUGGUGGACAGGUUAUCGAUUCGAAUGCUGCAGCAGCUGUUACACAUAUGGGUGGUCUUGGAGGUGUUACUACUGGUGGACGUCAUCCACAUGGAGCAGCAGCAGCAGCGGCGGCUAUGGUUGCAGCACAUGCACAUCAAGACUUGCAUUUAAGGGCUGUUGCAGCAGCAGCUGUUGCCAAUAGUAACACUAAUGCCAAUAAUAAUAAUAAUGGUAUGAAUCUUAAUAAUCAUCGUGUUGUUGGUGUUGGCGGUGAUAUUGACAAUUCAUGCGGUUUUUUUAAUUCAACAUUAAAUGAUGCAAGAAUUAAUGGGAAUAAUAAUAACAAUAAUACGAAUAAUAGUAAUAGUAAUAGUCCGAAUACAGGAUGUGACCUAUUACAUAAUAAUAAUAAUAAUAACAAUAAUAAUAAUAAUGGAAAUGGGAAUGCAUUGAAUUAUAGUUCAAUGUCUACAACAAGCGUAGGAGGAUUAUUUCAUCAUUUACCAGUAGGCGGAAUGAUUCAUGGAUCGAGUAGUGAACAUUUAACUGCAGCUGUACAACAACAACAACAACAGUGUAUUACGUCAUCACAUCGUCAUCAACAUUUUCAAGAGGAAAGCCAUCAACACAUGAAUUCAUAUGGACAUUCAAAUUUAUCCUCACCGAAUCAUCAUAAUCAAAGCCAACAACAACAACAACAACAGCUGUACGGUCAUCAACAUCACCCUCACCAUCACCAACCUCAGCAACAACUUCCUCAAGGACAACAACAUAUUCAAGUUAAUCAACGUACAAAUAACACUACUACUCUUCCGCAUUCAUCAUCUAAACGUCACUCGACAUCAAUUAAGUCAACAGCAUCGCCAUCUUCUUCAUCUUCAUCAGCGUCGUCAUCAUUAUCUCCAGGAGUAAAUGAUUCAUCACAAUGUCAACAACAUUUAUUAAAUUUAACACAGCAUCGUUUGUCUAAUUCUACUACUACUACUUCAAAGCGAAUUUGUUCCCCGUCAACUGAAUGUACCGCCAUCAGUAGUUCAUCAUCGGUAUCAUCAGUAACAAUAGCACCAACAGGGGGAAUGGUGAAUUCAACAAUGGAUCGAUAUAUUUCAACGCCUAUCACUACUUCUACUACCUCAAUCACUCCAUCACCUACAACGGGAACAACACAGUCAGUGACUGCAGUUAACGGUUCGUUAAAUAAUGAGGGUAUACAUCGACAUGCAUUACUUCCACCUCCAGCUCAUCAACAACAUUCUGUACAGUUGGGGGAAUCAAAUUCGUUAUAUAUUAACAAUAAUAAUAAUAACAAUGAUAAUCAGACUAACUGUACAACCGCUAACCACCAUCCAACUGUACAGUCAGAAACUCAACGGCAGCACACCCAUCCACACCAUCAUCAGAACCAUCAUCAAGAAGAGCAUAUACCUUUGCCUGUACAAAAUCAUUCCAGUCAAUCAUUACUAUCUAGUCAUGUUGUCGGUCAGUUGACAUCUUCACCGUGUACAUCACCAAGUCAACUGUUAAACACAACAGAUGAUAUAACUAUAGAAGCCAAUGAAUGUCAGAGAAUGAAUAUUAAGGAAGACAGUCAUGAGAAUUGUGAAAAAUGGUACAACGAUAGGCAUAACGAUAAUACUGAUGAUGUUUUAAACGCCUAUAACAACGAUAAUAAUGAAGAAGGGAAUAAAAAGAAUCCCAUCGAAAUUGACACCGAAAUCAACACCGACGCUAUCAAACACCAUCAUCCUAACAGAGGAAAAAAUCAAGAAGAACAGGAAGAAGAAGAAGAAGUUGACGACGAUGGCGGUGAGGAUGAAAAUGAGAAUGAGGAUGAUAUUAUCAUGAAUAAGACAGAUAUCAGUACACCGAAUCAUAUGUAUGAUUUUUUAUUCCAUGCCAAUUCAAACAGUAAUAAUAAUGAUGAUGAUGAUGUCGGUUUAAAGUCAACCCAACACGAGGAUGUUGAUGAAGAUCCUAAAGACCUGUUGAUUUCAUCGCAUAAAUCUUCUAGAUUUAAUCAAAACGCAAUCCUACCAAAUAGUUUAUCCCCAACAUCGACUGAUCUACUCCAGUGUAAUAAUAAUAAUAAUGGUGGAAAUAUUCUUCAUAAUCGAUCAAUAUCGUCGGCAUCAGCAUCGCUAUCUUCCUCGUCGUCGUCUUCCCCGUGUAUUGAUCCUGUGAUGACAGAUGAAAUUAAUUCAAUUGGAUUGGAAAAUAUCAAUUACACUGACAAUAAUCAUGAUAAUAAUAAUACUAAUAAUAAUCCUACGGAAUGUGAAACAAAUACCCUGUCAACGAGUAUUGGAAUUGAAUCAAUUCUUGGUGGAGGAGAUCAUCCAUUAAAAAUUCAAACAAAUAAUCAAUAUACAAUGGAUAAACUGAAAUCAAUUGAUGCGGGAAAUCUGUUUCCUAGCAACAACAACAACAACAACAAUCACAACAUAAAUCCUAAUAACACUAAUAACCGAUCAUUAAAGCGUAGUUGGUCAAAUAGAGAAUUAUUAAAUGCAUAUAAUAAUCAUGAUCCCGAUCAUCAAGAUGAUGGCAAUGAUGAUCACAGUAUUGAUCAUAAUGAUAAUAAUGAUAUACAUAAUGAUAUAGACACUGAUAGUAUUGACUGUGUGGGGAUAAGGAGCCUCAGCGACGACAAUAGCACGAUCAACGUUGGUAAUCCCCCACAAAUACCAUGAAUACUAAUCACCAUAUUAAUAAUGAUAAUGAUGACAGAAAAUCGAUAUCAGAAGAAGGAGAAGAAGAAGAUUCACAACAACAACAACAUCAAUUGAAUUCGACGUCGACGUCACCAAUAUCAGCAUCGGUAGUAGCACAACAUUUAAAUUCUGCUAAACGUCGACGUCGACAUCAGUAUGUACCACAACAUUUACCAGUAAAUCAUGGUGAUGAUGUUGAUGGAGCUGAUAAUGACUGUGUUAAAGAGGCAAUCGAUAAACGCAAAUCGAUUAUACAAUCCCCCUGGAUCAUUCACACCGUCAAAAUCGUCAUCAUCAUCAUCAUCAUCAUCAACAGUUAAUAAAUCAUCGUGGAAAGUUAUCAGCAAAUGAUAAAUAUACAAAAUCGGAUCAGUUGAAUGGAGAUGUUAAUGAAGCAUCCCCCUCCUCCUCCGUCUCCUUGUCAUCAUCGUUGAACAGUCCUCUUGACAAUGGAACUGAUCAUCUCGACGAUGAAAAUAUCCGUGACGGUGUUGUUCACAAGGCCAAAAACAAUAAUAAUCAUGUUGAUCCUAACGCUGAUGAUGUAAUCCUCACAUCAAAUGGUAUCCAGAAGGCAGAUAUCACAUCAACAAAUGAUAGACAAUGUUAUUUCUCAGCUUUUUAAGUUAAAUUUCAAAAAUCAUUGCAGUAAUAAUAACAAAUCAAAAUAUCAUUCGUAAAAAUCCUAACUGACUGAGUGAGUGUACAGUUCAAAAGGAUUUAUGCAUUCGUUUUGUUUUUUUUAAAAACACUACCACCCAUCCCAACCACUCAUCCCCUAGGUUCUCAUUUAUGUAUAUGCUCACAAACAGACACAGACAUUCAUAUUCAUCACUCUAAAUUCCUUCUUCUUUUUAUGAAUGUUUCUCAUGUCUUAUUUUCGCCUUAUUUGAAAGAGAAAAGAAACGUCUAAGUUAUUUUGAUGUGCGCAUCUAUUCAUUCAUUGCGUAAACAAAUAUCCCGGUCACAGAAAAACAAAACAUACAUACAUGUACCACCAUCGUUACAUAUACAUAUACAUAUAUUUAUUGAUUAAUCAUAAAUGACCUAUGAAUCAAUGACAUUGAGAAAACAUUGGAAUUAUUAUAUUCAUUUGACAUCUGAUUAUGUAAUUAUUAUCCGAACAAAAAGAUCAACUGCCCUAAAUGGAGUGACAUGUUUUCUUCGAAAAUAGAUUGUACUACUUAAUAAUGUAUUUAAGUAGGUAAACAAUAAAUAACACAAAAAUAAGCUUGCAGCUGGAAGUGGUGACAGACAGUGGUAGUUACCGUGGUAACCAACACGCGUACACUUGCGUACAAAUUAUGUGACUAUUUGCGUUUGUUUGUUUGUUUGUUUAUUCGUCAUCCUCAUCAUCCCAAUCAUCGUCAUUAUCUUCAUUGUGGUCAUCAAUUCACCAAGAAAUAAUAAUAAUAAUCAAUAUAAAUACAUACACAUAUUUUUGUUUCAAAGAUUCAUUAUAUUUUGAACUAGAUCAUUUGCUGAAAUCAUAAAUCAAUAAUUAAAUUAUGAUACCUCAGUCAUUCAUUGACUCACUGACUCAUUACCUGUCAUUUUUUAUUGCUAUUUUUUUCAUAAUACUACUCAAACGCAUACACACAUGCAUACAUACCUGCAUAGAUGGAUAGAUGGACGACUUAUUUACGUACAUAUAUUCACCCUCAUACAGACACACAUACACACCCAUGCGUCCACAUAUAUAAAUACCGGUAUUUCGCAUUGCAUUACUGAAACUUGACAUCAUUAUUUUUUUUUCAAAUAAAUAUUUAUAUACGCAUCAAGGUGUCUUUUGAGUAUCUUUAAUAGCUGCAUAUUUGUGAGGAGAAGGUUGCUGGGAUACUGGGAUGGAUGGAUGGAUGGGUGGGUGGGUGGGUGGUCGAUUGGGUGUUCAUGGAGUCUGAAGAAACAAAGAAAGCUACUUCAAAGUCGUCUUCUUGUUGGACGAAAUACAACAAAGAAAUAACAGACAAAGUAGAAACAGACAAGAAGAUAUUUUCAUAUUAUUUUAUUUUUAUUUUUUACAAUUCCCCUCACAUAUGCUUCUUCUUCUCCUUACUAUCUGAUGUGACUUCCUUCCCCCAUGUGACAUUUACGCUCCAGAACUAUCUCCCUCUUAGACUUGCCAUUCAUUUUUAAGAAAACAAUACUAUUAUUAUACAUACACUUAUGUACGUGUAUACAACACACAUUGAUAUUUUUAUGUCUACCGGUAAUUUUGAGAGAAGAUUUUCAAAAAAAAUUCAAAAAAAGUUGUUUUUGUGUCAAGUUUCUGUUUAUUUUUCUCUUUUGUGUGUGUGUGUGUUAUUUAUGUAACAUUUAUGUGUGUAUCAUUAAACAUCAUCCUCGUGAGCGCCAUUAUUAUCUUCGUUAUCAUCACAAACUGUCAGCAUAUCUAUGAGUUGUUUUGUUUUGUGUGGGUGUGUGGGCGUGCGUGCGUGUUGCUCAACCAUACACACACACAUACACACUCACAUAUAUGUCUGUGUGUGUGUGUUUAUCUACUCGUAAUGAUGGAAUGCAUUCAUCAUAACAAGUAUGUAUUGAUUUUCAUUCGAACUCAGAGACGAAAUGAAGAAUAUAUUUUUCCAACUUAUUUUCUGAUGUCUUUUUGUUUGUUUUGGGCCUUUUUUUCUAAAACGCCGUUUGAAACCAAACAUUGAUCGUUUACUUUUGUGUCUGUGUCCGUGUGUGUGCGUGUGCGUGCGUGUGUGUGGGCACCUGUGCUUUUGCGUGUACAUGUCACUUACUCAAACAGAUGAUGAAGUGAUCAUUGAAUCGAAUCACCUAGGCAACACUGUAUCUAAGCUGACAACGAAAGAUUGUUGUGUUCCACACACACACAAAUUACAAUGAUAUUAUUAUUACUAUUAUAUUUCUUUUGCAUGUAAGUGUAUGUGUAUUAUGUCCAGUUUAGAAUUGAUAAAAUAUUUUACUAGAUUUCAUGCUUAUUUAAGUAAUAUAUGUGUGUAUGUUCUUAAAAAACUCAUGUGUUAGAACUACCUACAUUGUUAUGUUAUUAUUAUUCCUGUCAUUGUUAUCAUUGUCAUACAUAUAUUGCUUGUAAUUGUCAUUCAUACUAUUAUUAUUAUUAUUAUUAUUAUUACUACUACUAUUAAUAUUAUUUUUUUACUCCACCCCGUCAUUAUUAUCUUCUUCGAUAACUAAGAUAUCCAAAAAAUAAUCCUCAUUUAUUUGAUUGUUUCUCAAUUUGUAUGUCUAUCUCUGUCUAUCUAUCUAUAUAUCCAUUAUUUUUAUUGAAUUGUAAUCAGUGUAUUAUUGAGAUAAUUAAUUGAUUAAAUGAACAUCAAUAAUAAUAAAAAUAUUAAAAAUAUCAAUAGUAAUCGAGAUUUUUGUAUUUGUUUCAUUUAGUCCCCUAUGUAUGUCUAUGUGUGCGUAAGUGUGUAGGUGUGCGUGCGUGUAUUCAGCUAAAGGUAGACACACACAUACACAGUAGGCACUCACACCCACGCGCAUUUGUUUGUGAGAAAAUAUAUGUACAGCUAGUGGUACAGACAUACACACACAUACACACACACGUCCACACACACAUCCACCAACACG
This is a messenger RNA of Trichobilharzia regenti, 9800 nucleotides long. The record is from the annotation of a GenBank genome assembly. NCBI's taxonomy places the organism in Eukaryota, Metazoa, Platyhelminthes, Trematoda, Strigeidida, Schistosomatidae.